AUGGAAGUCCUCUCGGAACUUGUAGGUCUUGACCAGUCCAUCUACAAGACCGUAGAUGAACAAGUUGAUGAGAGUGUGAUCAUCAACAGGGUAUUCCGUGGCGCUACCCACAAGGUAGCGCAGGUGCUGUUCGUAAGCGUGCACGUCACGCUUACCUUGUUUGAGCCUCAGGAGUGCAAGCGUGCUCUGGACUCGGCUCGUGGCGGAUCAAACGUCUCUUUAUUCCGAGACUUCAAGGUCUCCAACGACUAA
Peronospora matthiolae is the source of this 252-nucleotide messenger RNA. NCBI's taxonomy places the organism in Eukaryota, Oomycota, Peronosporomycetes, Peronosporales, Peronosporaceae. The record is from the annotation of a GenBank genome assembly.